This is a messenger RNA of Ogataea philodendri, 381 nucleotides long. RefSeq lists its product as uncharacterized. Bases 1 to 381 code for a protein of 126 amino acids. Lineage: Eukaryota; Fungi; Ascomycota; Pichiomycetes; Pichiales; Pichiaceae. The transcript has a single exon. The record is from RefSeq and is a predicted model, not a curated record.
AUGAAUGCUCAUACUUUGAUCAACGGCUAUAAGAAAGAAGGACUUUUUGAUCUGAAACGGAAACAAUUGCUAGAUAGUUUUGUUUCAUCGGACGACUCGAAGCUGAAUGAGUUGCUUCAAAAACUGAUCGAUUUGAAGGUGAACAAAGAUCCCAGCAUUUUGACACAGAACAAAGGACGGGUGGUUGCAUUGAUCCAGACAGAGCUGCUCAACCGCCUGUCAGAAACCCAUAGCGAAAAGACAGAGGAAACAAAGGUUCUAGACGAGAUCAACGAUCUGUUGAAGGGAUACGUGACCAAAUCUGUUAAUGAGAGCUCUGAGUUGGAUGCCGAGCUGACCUCGAAAUUGGAGGAAAUGAAGGCCGCCCAGCCGGAUACUUGA